[Torrubiella] hemipterigena is the source of this 1266-nucleotide messenger RNA. Lineage: Eukaryota; Fungi; Ascomycota; Sordariomycetes; Hypocreales; Clavicipitaceae. The record is from the annotation of a GenBank genome assembly.
AUGUCGGAGCCACGAUCAGACUCGGUCGACUCGGGUGCGGAUGCAGGCUCGGGGCGCGGCAGUCGUAAUAGCGAUGAAAACGAUCUGAACCCGCCGUUUUUCAAUACGACAUAUUCUACACACCGCGUUUCGCCACUCUACGUGGGCGAGCACGCGCUCGAUCAACCAAGGCUGAACGUGCUUGCGCACCGUUUACGAGAUACCCUCGUGGGAGAUGUCGUACGAGGUAUUCAAAUCAACUUGGAGUCAGUCGAGACGGGAGCCGGGCAAGUUGGUGCACUUCAAUACGUACGCAUAACAUGGUUCGACGUACAAACGCUGUUGGCUGGGCCGCAGGCCGAAGAGACAAUGGCAUUUGGCAACCAGACACGCGGCCUUUGGAUUCAAAUACGACACGAAAACGCUCAGUAUAUCGCCAUAUUGAUCCCCGGGUAUUCUGACAGAGCAGAUGUGGCGAACCGACCCGACCCAAGUUGGACAAUGCAAGGCGUCGAGCCACCCGCUAACGACGCGACGCAAGAGGAGCGAUUCAUCCACUUACCACUGCUCCUACUGCGCAUGCCAAUGGCGCUGAAGGGUGUAGUUGGGGAUUGGCUCUCUAGCACGUUCGAUUGUCGCGUCAGCAAACUGUCUCUCGGCACCAAGACGCUUGUGUCUGCAUGGCAAGGAUGGAUCGAUAGCUAUGGAAUAUCGACUAAAGGCGCCGACUUUGUGAUGACAUUUGCAUUCAACGCACCACUUUCAACUAAAUUAGGUGAAAAAGAAUCAGAUUCGGACUCGGACUCGGACUCGGAUUCGGAUUUAAGCAGUGACGAACAAAACUUGGAACCUGGCCUGCGUAGUAUGAGUGUAGCCGUGGCACCACAAGACCUGGUUCGCUUUCUCCGAGCUGGCGAAAUCCUCGGUGCAGAUAAGUUUACAUCUUCGGCGCUAUGGGAGACAAAUGAGAGAGAGCGGCAUCGUCUCGCCGGCGGCAACGUUGAUGACGGUUGGGCCUGGCGCAUGAACGAUACGGGGGAUCAUCCUUUCACCGAGGCUGUUGGCCGCUACGUACGACAUCACCUGGGGCUAAACUUAUUCCAUCCAAGUGUACGGGUUAUCCAGAUAUCAUGUGGCGGCUUUUCGCUGUCGCAGUCUCGGAUUAAGAUCAUUCGCAAAAAGGACGAUGAAGGCGUGCCAGCUGCCGCUUGGAAUUUUGUAACACAGCUUGGUGAUAGAAUACGCGGAGAAGCAUUACCGAACGCAAUUUCCGCAGCUACGACUUGA